Molecule: messenger RNA, 2694 nt
Organism: Orbilia oligospora ATCC 24927
Lineage: Eukaryota; Fungi; Ascomycota; Orbiliomycetes; Orbiliales; Orbiliaceae
Exons: 5
Coding region: 1-2694 (897 amino acids)
Source: RefSeq, a predicted model, not a curated record
AUGUCCGUGGAAAAUCCAAAGCCUGUUGACCCAAAUCCCACCGUGGAUGCAGAAGAAAGGGAAGCCGAGGCGCAAGAAGCCCUCGCAAAUCAGGAACUCGUCACCUGGAUUCCAUAUAUCUCCACCAAAGCCCCCGAAUCUAGGCAAAUUCUGUAUACUCUCGCCAAGAAAAAUAACAACAAUGCACCUGCGGUGAUCGAUCAUCCAUACUACAUUGUCAUGCGUGGGUCUGACCUCGACUAUUUUACGGAGAAAAAUUAUUUCGAGCGACCUAUUGAAUUCCAGUCUGCUGGGAUUUACUUUGUGAGCAUGUCUGAAGUUGCAUCAUGUUCUGGACAACUCUUGAUCGGCAGCAAUAAAGUAACAGGCACCAAAGACCAAGUCACCGGGAAGUUCACGAAUGCCACAAUGUUGGAAAUUUUUGAUAUCGAGGGUAAUUAUAUCAAAAUUACCGUUGGAUUCACUCGAGCCGUGGGCUACAAAAAAUUCGCAGAGUUGGCAGCGCAGACUUGGUAUGGCUUUACAUCCGAAGCCAAUCACACCGAAGCGAAAAAAAACCACCCAGAUAUCGAUACUAAGACCAACAGCAUUAUCUUCGGACCCAACGCUGGAUUCAAGCCUGUUCUUGAAUUGAAUGAAAAGCAGAAAGCGGAUAAUGAUGAGAAUAGUCGAGCACUAGCGGACUACUUCAAAACAGACCUCAUAAAUCGCAAAUAUAAAGCCGCGUUUUAUUAUAACGAUGUUGGAACUGGCGCCGAUAUUAGGCCGGCAAGCAGAUUUACGUGGUUUAAACGUGCCACGGUGAAGUCGCGAUAUCCAAACGCCGAAACAUUGGCGAAAGAAAAGGGACUUUACGUUCGUCUCAAUAUGGAGGAUUUUAAAAUAUCCACCCUCGAUGUCGGUUUUGGGGCAACUAAUCCUAGUAGAUGUUACAUAGAGAAAGAACAUUUUAAGAGUGUCUGGGCAAACACUACCUUUGGAGGCCGAGAGAUAGUCGGUGAGCCGAGGAAGAGACCUGCGCCGGACGAGGAAACCGAAGACCCGAAUAAACCUAAGGCGUCGAAACCGGGUGAGAGUACUGAUGUUGGUGGUAGUUCAACAGACCAUGAGAAGGAGAAAGAAAAAGAGAAUGAGAUGGAAGAAGAGGGGGGGAAGGAAGAAAAAAAGGGAAAAGAAGAAGAGAAGGGAAAAGGAAAAACGGACGAAGCAAUCAAACCGGGUGCUAGACGUUCUUGGGCGACGGAGAUUGGUGACGAUGAAGGAUAUGUCAGCAGUGUCGUUCCACAGAUUUAUUUCAGGGACGAAGCUGGCAAGGUCUGGGCGAAGAGAACCAGUGAUAGCCAGAAAGUCAGCAAUUUCAUGCAUUACUAUGAGAGGGGUACCACUCGACCAGACUAUGGGAGCGGACGGUUCCCGCGAGCUAUCGAUAUGAAGAAAAUCACCAUCUGGAUCCAUCCUCUGAUCAAAGACGAGGAAAGAUAUGGCGGUACGGCGGAGAAGCCUCGUGAGAAGCUUGCUAAUAUUUUCGAGAAAGCCCGCUCAACUUCGAUGAGCACAACAUAUAAAUUCUUACCAGCCGACGAAGGGGUUGACAAAAACACAUACACUUGGCUUUCUCGCUCUUGCUUCGGAGAUUAUGAUACCUAUAUCGAAAAUACUGUUCUUACAGAAUAUUUAACGAAAGAAGUUACCGACGAGAGGCAGGUACCCAAGGAUAUUGACGCCGAUAUUCUCAAAAAGCUCGAGAAAGAUCAUGCAAAGGGUAUCGCGGCUUUGGCGGCCUUCAAUAAAAUAACCGGCAAAGACGAGUACACCGAUUAUACCGCACCGGCGCCCACGAGAAUCACGGCCGCUAAAAUUGACGCUGCAUAUGGAACUAGAGCUAGCGCUCUUAACCAAGGAGCUGUUAUGGAGGGAAUAUCCGCUAGUGAUGUUGCAAAUGCUCUUAGCUGGAGUGAUAUGCGGGCGACCCCUAUAAACGGCUGGGACAAAGAGCGUUUUUCAAAGGCCGAGUGGCUCCAUAGGGUUGGGUACGCUUAUGGAGGGCUUACGGAUGAUGACCCAACGACAAGCCAAAAGAAAUAUAACUUGAUAUUUGGAUCGUCUGAAACAAACAGUAUUAUGACCAGAUAUGAGGAUGUAUAUCGCAACGCCAUCAUCAGAGAACGUACACUUAGUCAGCAACUUCAGUUGAUCUAUGAUAAGGCAUCAAUGGCAAACCCCGCGGCGCAGUUUGUCAACGCUACACUUGCUACAAAACUUACCGAUAAGGGAGCAAAGCUCCGUCUCGAGGGUAAAAGUUACAUAAGAGAAAAAAUAGCUGUACCGAAGGCGAAGUUAACCUCCGAACCCAAGGCUUGGACUGAUAUCAGCAAGCGGUACCCUUGGUUGUGUAGUGGGUUGGAAUAUGAUUUCGAGUUGGACAAGCCAAGUCUGAUGUUCAAGGUGGCCAGGAAGUGGAAUACCGAUUUCUUCCCAUUUGACCGUCUUUUUUUUACAAGAUUGGAGGGAAUAGUCGAUGAUGCGAUUUGCUUGAAGUUGUGGGAGCUUGCUAUCCUCGACGCGAAAACCACUAUUGAUAGAAAGAAUGGAGAGGUAGGGUCAAGGGUGAUGGUUAUUUUGCCGCAGAAGAAGGAAAAAAAGAUUAAGGACGUGGAGAUGGGAGAGAAGGAAGAUGAAAUGAAUAGCGAGUAA